GGUCAAUAUGGCCGCUGCUAUGACUCGAACUGGAGCAGUUGAGGUUUAUAUUAGACAACAGUGGUACAAAGUAAAUCUUACUUUGAGCGAAGAAUCAUUGUUGUUGAGCUUAGUAGAAAACACGGAACAACCGUCUGCAGUUAACGGCAAUGGUGAGCAUCGAGCAGGAAUAGUAAAUGGAUACCCAGACUUGCCAGACAGCAUCGCUGGCCAAAAGCGAGUUGUCAAAGUGAUGAAAGAAGAACAGAAUGGGUUAGGAGUUAGCAUCAAGGGUGGCAAAGAAAACAAAAUGCCGAUAUUGAUCAGUAAAAUAUUUAAAGGGAUGGCGGCUGAUAAAACUGAAAAGUUAUAUGUUGGUGAUGCAAUAUUGAGUGUAAAUGGAGAAGACUUGAGAGAGGCAACCCAUGAUGAAGCUGUUAGAGCACUUAAAAAAGCUGGAAAAGUUGUUGAAUUGGAAGUGAAAUAUCUAAGGGAAGUUACUCCCUACUUUAGAAAGAGCUCACCAUUGAAUGAUCUAGGCUGGGGUUCACAAGAAACCCCAAAAGAAGGAUCUAAAACCAGUUUAACAGAAUGCAAAACACUUCCACUAAAACUUUGUUACACUUGUCGUAAUCUAACCAUGACAGAUCCAGAAAAGACAAUUAUUGAAAUUCAUGCUCCAGAUGGAAAGAGUUCAUGCAUGAUACGGUUCCCAGAUUCUGCUACUUGUGGUGAUUGGUUUAAAACAAUUCAUUCAACUGUUUCUAUUCUAAAUCAAUCAGCAAUUAUUGAAGCAAAUCAAAUUAUUUCUUUUAUACCUAAUCAAAAAGAAGUGCAUCAGAUGGGGUGGCUAGCUGAACAACUGACAAAUGAGCAAGGUGUAUCAACAUGGAAACCAGUGUUUAUAGCAUUAACUGACGUGGAUAUGUUAUUAUAUGAUACAGCUCCUGGUAGUAAAGAAGAAUGGGCAACACCAUUUCAAAGUCAUUCACUACUAGCUACUAGGCUGGUGCACUCUGGGAAACAAUCAAAUCAGGGUCAUGAAGUUAUGACUUUUGGUACUCGUUCAGGGACCAGGAAUGGAGUAGAGCUACAUGUUUUCCGAGUAGAAACUCAAAGAGAUCUGGCUUUCUGGUCAAGAGCACUGGUACAAGGUUCACAUGGAGCUGCACUUAUUACAAAAGAAAUUGUUACCGCUGUCACAUGGCAAGGUAAAAAAGCUAAAUUAAGUGUUCAUUAUGAAGAUGGGUUCAGUUUGGUGGAAGAUAGCACAGGUGAAAAUGAAUCAAAAAUACAAACAUACUGGAGCUUCCCAUUUGAACGUUUGAGAAUGUCGGCGGAUGAUGGUCAUCGGUUGUUAUGGCUGGACUUUGGAGAUGAUGGCGAACAGGAAUUAGAUCUCAACACAUGUCCAAAACCAUUAGUCUUUAUACUACACACCUUUCUCUCCGCUAAAGUGAGUCGUCUUGGACUGCUGGCAUGAUUUGUCUCCACCCUUAUCCUCGUUUAUAAGGAAUCAUCUGAUUGAACUCUACAGAUAGCAAGCAUCACCAACCCAAGGCUCUUCCUCAAAACAUAGCAUAAUCAUUGAUCAUGUAUUGUAUUAUUAAGUAAAACAUUACCUGUUUAUUUUAAUUUGAAUGACUACUUACCAUAAUGUUCAGUAUCUCAAUGGGACCGAACAGAUCAUUAUUAUUAGAACAAUUGACCAUUUCAAAAUAAGUAUGUUCAGGUUAGGACAUGGCUCUUGUUUCAAAAUUUUGUAUUCUCAGUGUUUUUUGCUUCUUUUAUUCAUUGAGUUGUAUGAUCUUGUAUUGUUGUCAUCCUACAGUUAUAAUUGAUCUCUUUGAGCAAUGAAAUAUUUCCAAGGACAUUUUGACUAACAAACUGAUAUAUUUCUUCAGUUAAAGUAUGACUGAAGGGAUGAAUCAAGGGCCUUGUUACAGAUAUGGCAUGUAUGUAAUCUAGUCGAACAGAAUAGUUGUAUAAACCUUCCAUAUAGCAUAACUUGAUCAUUCACUAACUAUUUUCAUUAUUCUAAUAUGAAUUCAUGUUCAUAAUUUAGGCCUAAAUUAGGUCUUGGAGCACUAGAUCUAAAGCAGGUUGAAAUUGGCAUUGACACCAGAAUUAAUGGAUGUGCCAAUUAUUCGGAUCGUAAAACAGUGACAGUCAAAAGUCAUGAUUUAAGAAAACCUGGGAUUUAAAAAAAAAAUAACAAAAAACAGCUGUCUUUUGGAGUUAAACCCACAAUUUAGAAUGUACACAAAUUAAUCUGCUUUUAACUAUAAAAUAAAUACUUUACUAUAUACAAUUACUUCAUAACUUGUUUCUACAAAUCAAGUGUAUUUUAUACACAGUUGAAUGUAACUUACAUGUUAAUUGUGAACAAAUCUUACAACCUUAUAGCAUAAGUAAACUAUCCAAUGAAAUAGCUUUCUUAUCACAUAAUUCUACAUUGUCUUUUGUUAUUUUUCGUAGUAGUUGGUAGUAGUUUAAAUCCUCCACAGUGACAUCAUUAUUAUUAUUUAAUUGUGUAUAUUAUGUUUUAGAUUAAAUAUAGUUGCGCUAAAAUAUUUAUUAUUAUUAAUAUCGAAUCCAGUAUAGGACAUGUAAACAAGGUGCUGAUUUUAUUGUAUUUACUUUGUUAUUUUUUACCGUAUUUAUCUCUUUGUUGAUAUUUGUAUUUGUGAAAUAUUCCGAAAUAUUGUUUGAACAUUGUACUUGAUUUAUUUACAUUAUGAUUACCUUUUUGACAAUUUAAAGGUAUAAUUGUUUAAAGGUCAUCUUACACGAUCCUACUUUUGUUGAAGAACAUCAUCCAACAUUUGUAGGAUGAUGUUCAAGGUCAUGAGGUGUCCACGAACAUGUCAGUUUACACCAUACAACAUUUAGUCAAUCUGGUUAAAACACAAAUCCUAUUUCGUUUCGUUUUUAUAGUUCAAAAUUUCGUUUUACUUGUCUUUACUACACUUGGAUCUGGAAGAGUUGUUAUUUAACUCGUGUUCUGAAUGGUGUCAGGGAUAAGCCAAUGAAACGUUCUGUUACGGCUAGCUUUAGGCGUGUUUUUCACAGGACUGUGGGUAAUCCACUAGUAACAUCAAUGCUGAUUGGUUAAUCAAAUGUCUUGACGUCAUAUGGUCAUAAGUCGGUCUUUUGACCCCUGACGUGACCUAUCGCUAUAACUUGUCAGAUCUUCAUGUAGUGUAGGCCAUCGAAAGUAUAAAAAAACGAAAUGAAAUAUAGAUCUGUAUUUUUAUCAGAUUGACAUUUAGUGAACAUGUUCAAGAUUGUUUUGACAUGAUGGUUUUGCUUCGAGAUGUGGAUACAGACAUUUUGCUUCAUAUCAUGAGACCCAAUACACCACGUGGCCCAGAGAUGCAUUCUCAUUGGUUCAAGGCCUUGAAUACUGUCCUACAAUGUUCAAAUUAAUAUGCAUGCUCAAACAGCAUCAAACAUGUUCAAGCUUGUUCUCAUACACACGAUAGGACAAUUUCCUGUGAGCAUCAUCCUACUAAUGUUGGAUAUGUUCUUGAAAAAAGUAGGAUUGUGUAAAAUUGCCUUAAUUUGUGUUAAUUUUUAAGACAUUGCUUGUAUCAUAUGGUAAAACUCACUUAACCAUUAUGAGUUGGUGUGUUCGACUAUCUUCAAUAUGUAACGGUGUACCUAUAAAUGUUCGAUGUAUUCAAUAAUGAUACCUUAACAUUCAAUAAUUUAUUGAAAUAACUUUACAGCUGCACAAAAAGUUGCCAAUGGGCUUCUUUACUAUCAAUCCAGCAUACAUAGAAAGGCUACAGUUUGUAUUUAAAGGAGCUAAACCUCUUCGGUUUAGGUUGAUUUCGAUUAGUGACAGGGCAAGCUCUAUCUGACUAAUUUGUUGUCAGCUUGUUUACUGUGUCAACAAUGGAACACAAAAUCAGUGACAUCUUAUUAAUCGGUGAUAUCAUAUCACUGGUUAUAUCUAUAGACCGAGAAUAGAUUAUUAACCCACAAAGCAGUUCAAUAUAAAAUCCAAUGAAACAGACAAUCUUAUUUGUUACCAAAAUCAAAGAGGUCUUAGUCUUUUGAAUCAAAUAUUAUAUUGAAAAUUUGCAACUUUUUGAUAAGAUUAGAGCUUUAGAUCAAUCAAAACCCUUCCUACACCUACAAAAUAUAUCGGAGCAUGAAGUGCUUUAUUAUAGUGAAAACCUAUUGAUUUGACACUUCCAUCAUUAUGACAAACCAAUAACUUUGGAUUAACCUAAUCUAAUUGCAUUCAUUCCUUUUAUUUACACUUAUUUAUUAUAUAAAAUUUAACCAUAAAAAGCAAUAGGUGAUUAAAUUUUAUAUUAUCUUUAUAUUUAUAAUAAUUCAAGAAUUUAUAAUUAUAUUACACAAUAAUACAAAAAUUAUAAUUCAUAUUUAUAAUGGAUAAAAUUUCUAAUAAGACAGACAAGCUAAUAAUGUUAGGAUCUCCAUGUUUGAAUUAUUUAAUUGGAGAUAGAAGUUGUUUUGUACAGUUGUUAUACAAAUAUAUAUUAUAUGUAAUUCAUAGUUCUCAUAAUAGAUAUCUAUAUGAAGUUGUGUGAAUAGAUGUUGUAUUAUGAUCUUGAAAAUAUUUUAUAUAUUGUAAUUUAUUUUAGAAAAAAAGAUAUAUGUAUUACUUUUUUUUAAAACAAAAUGUCCAGUGAAUUAUGUUUUCACAAUCGUUUAAAUGCACCACAGACAAAUGAUAUUAUGGUGUAGACAGACCUGGGGUAUAAAAUGUGGCUUCUAAAAUGCUAGGGUAUUACAACUCUAACAUUCGGUGGAAGAUGCAACAAUAUCCCAAGGUUGACACUUGAAGUUGAAUACUUAAGAACGUGUCAGUACUUUAAUUCAAGAGGAUAUGAAUAUAAUAUAAGAGUUGAAGACUGGGAUGCCUGGACGACAAUGUCCGACACAUCAGCAAGACGCGAACGCUAUCUAACAUCUGCAGGAUUGCACGCUGCAGGUGGCUUUAUGUUGGACCAAUUCCUGUUAGUGAGUCUUAACCCUUAUGCCUAGGUUUCACUGUUGCUUUUUUUCUGUGGGUUAUUGUUGAUUUUCUUGUGGGUUAUGUCUCGCCAACCAAAUCAGUGGUGCAUUUUCAUUGCAUCUCAUGUGGACAAAUGUAAUUGCUUUUCACUGCAAGAUAAUAGAAAUAGAUGCUUGGGUUGAAAAACCAUUAAAAUUGUGAUAACCUGCUUGGCCAGAUAAGCUUUGUAAACUCAACAGCAAUUAUUCUGAUCUUUGGGAGUAUAGAAUUUAUAAGGAUAACAGAAUGGAAGAUCUUUUUAUAAGCAGGUGACUUAAUAAUUUUUUUACUUUUGAUGGGGGGGUGCAUUGCUUUUAAGAAAAAACUGAUUCAUUUUUCCUUUUAGAAUAUAUAAAUAUGCAAAACUGAAUUUCUGGUGGAAUGUAUGUAGAACAAAAUUAAUAUUACAAAAAUGAUGUAAAUGAUCUUACAAAGGUUGCCUUUUAUGAUGCCACAAGAAGUGCCAUCAUCUACUAUCAUUGACCGAUGAUUGCUAAUGAAUAAAUAUAUAUUUAAACCCUACAUCAGUAUGAUACUUAUCUCGCUAAAAAAUAAUAUAAAAAUAAUGGAAAUAUACUGUAUAAUUAUUGUCUCGUGAAUUCCUUCAUUGUUGUGUUUUAUAUAUAUUAUAUAUUUUAGAUCUUUGAACAAUUGUGCAUUUAUUUUAGUUAAAUAAAGAAAAACGUCUCUGAA
This is a messenger RNA of Patella vulgata (common limpet), 5704 nucleotides long. RefSeq names its product beta-1-syntrophin. Bases 8 to 1462 code for a protein of 484 amino acids. Gene Ontology annotation, cellular component: dystrophin-associated glycoprotein complex; intracellular anatomical structure. The record is from RefSeq and is a predicted model, not a curated record. NCBI's taxonomy places the organism in Eukaryota, Metazoa, Mollusca, Gastropoda, Patellidae. Gene Ontology annotation, molecular function: protein binding; structural molecule activity. The transcript is spliced from 6 exons.